UAUUAAGACAAUAAAAUGAAGCGUCUCGCCGUGCUGCUGGCAGUUGUGGCGACGGUCAGUGCCGUCAGCUUCUUCGACCUCGUUCGCGAAGAGUGGAACGCCUUCAAGCUCGAACAUAAGAAGUCCUAUGAAAGUGAGACGGAGGAGAGGUUCCGUAUGAAGAUCUUUGCGGAGAACAAGCACAAGAUAGCCAAGCACAACCAGCGCUAUGAGCGUGGUCAAGUGACUUACCGUCUCGCACCAAACAAGUACUCCGACAUGUUGCCUCAUGAAUUUGUCCACACCAUGAACGGCUUCAACCGCACUGCCAAACACAACAAGGGCCUGUACAGCAAGGGUAGCGAAGUGCGCGGAGCCAGUUUCAUCGCACCCGCCAAUGUGGUGGUUCCAGACCAAGUGGACUGGCGCUCUAAGGGAGCCGUCACUGACGUCAAGGACCAGGGCAAGUGCGGCUCCUGCUGGUCCUUCAGUACUACGGGCGCCUUGGAGGCUCAACACUUCCGCAAGAGUGGCUUCCUCGUAUCCCUGUCGGAGCAAAACCUGAUCGACUGCUCGUCGGCGUACGGGAACAAUGGCUGCAAUGGCGGUCUCAUGGACAACGCCUUCAAGUACAUCCGCGACAAUGGAGGCAUCGACACCGAGAAGAGCUACCCCUAUGAGGCUGUUGAUGACAAAUGCAGAUACAACCCUAAGAACGCUGGCGCUGAUGAUGUGGGCUUCGUGGACGUGCCCGAAGGUGAUGAAGAGGCUCUGAUGAAAGCUGUGGCCACCGUGGGGCCUGUCUCGGUGGCUAUCGACGCCAGCCAGGAGUCCUUCCAGCUCUACUCCUCUGGAGUCUACUACGACGAGGACUGCUCCUCCAGCAACCUAGACCACGGGGUGCUGGUGGUGGGCUACGGCACUGAUGAGGCGGGUGGUGACUACUGGCUCGUGAAGAACUCGUGGGGACGCUCGUGGGGCGAGUUGGGAUACAUCAAGAUGGCGCGCAACCGCAACAACCACUGUGGCAUCGCCUCUGCUGCCUCCUACCCGCUUGUCUGAGCGGGGGCGCGGGUGUCGGUCUGGCACCUGGUGUGUUUGCUUUUGAUCGAUUUUAAUUAUCCAUGACCCGAAACAAUAUUAUCUUCGGUUAAACGCAUUCCAUCUCAUCGCUAGCGUUAAGAUUUAUUAUUAUUAGUUUAAGUGAAAAAAAUUUGAUUUUAUGAUGUCAUCAGUUCAUGUGAUAUAGAGUAAUUUUAUAUAAUAAAUAUUUUUAAAACGUU
Molecule: messenger RNA, 1262 nt
Organism: Melitaea cinxia (Glanville fritillary)
Lineage: Eukaryota; Metazoa; Arthropoda; Insecta; Lepidoptera; Nymphalidae
Gene: Bcp
Product: cathepsin L
Exons: 6
Coding region: 16-1041 (341 amino acids)
Biological process (GO): immune response
Cellular component (GO): lysosome
Molecular function (GO): cysteine-type endopeptidase activity
Source: RefSeq, a predicted model, not a curated record